This is a messenger RNA of Protopolystoma xenopodis, 951 nucleotides long. The record is from the annotation of a GenBank genome assembly. Lineage: Eukaryota; Metazoa; Platyhelminthes; Monogenea; Polystomatidea; Polystomatidae.
AUGGAGUUUCUUCCUUAUCCAACUGCUGCGCGACUCGAACUCCUACCAGGUCAAGCCGGUGGACUGAUGGUUGUCACUGGUAGCAGUCUCCUGACCAGCUCCGGACCGCGAGUCCCGUUGGCUCGGCCUCUGCCUUUGCGUGCCAAGCAUCGGCCGACCUCGGCGUCGCAUCACAACUCUUUUCUCGGUCGAGGUGGUCGAAAUCGGCCCAAAUCCUCCACUCCGCCCUCCAACAAAGUCGGCCUCGUCCCGGCCACGGGCGGCAUUGUCGGAUCCACAACUUGCCCCAACACGAUGCCGCUUCACGUGUGCACCACGCCCAUUCUUCCACCGCCUACCGGUCCGAACGCGCUGCCUUCUGGCAUGGUCUCGACCGCGGGACCUCGGCGCACCGCCGCCCACCUUGGCAACCUCAAUUUGCCCAUCCCCGCGGGGCAGACACCGGCCGGUCUGCACCACCUACCGGCCGGUCUCCUCUCGCCGGGCGCCAAUUCUGCCGCGGCCAGCUCGUCCGGAGGCAGCCCUUCGGGCCGGCUGCUGGCGCCCAUCACGGCCAGUCGCACGAUGCUCUCCAGCCACCAAUUGCUGCAUGCACAUGCCAGCGCCUACACCCAUUCACAUGCACACAGUCACUGUCAUUGUCACCAACUCAUUCAUGCCUGUCUGCAUGCAGCCGGCAUGUCUGGCCUGUCUGCAGGUACCGGACAAAUGGCCACUGCAGAAGAGACGGCCUAUCCGGACAGUGAUUCGGUACCGGGCCUUGUCACCACAUGCGGAGACCAGUUGGCCAGUCAGUUCGGCCUGUUGCGCGGCAAGACGCUGCUGCCUGCGGCCGACUUGCCUGGACAAACGCAUAAUCAGGUACCAAUUGGCACCGGCUCGAUGGGCAACACCCGUCCGUCAUGUGCGAAAUGUCCAUUCGAGUACUCGACUCAGUCUAAAAAGAGAUAA